Molecule: messenger RNA, 456 nt
Organism: Gastrolobium bilobum
Lineage: Eukaryota; Viridiplantae; Streptophyta; Magnoliopsida; Fabales; Fabaceae
Product: F-box protein At1g61340-like
Exons: 3
Coding region: 1-456 (151 amino acids)
Source: RefSeq, a predicted model, not a curated record
AUGGCAUUAGUGCUUGUGGAUAAUGGUUACACUGGGACACUGGGACAGAAAAGGGUCGUGGUUUCCAACAAUGGGGAAACUUCUCCUCCAUUGACUCCGUUGAAGAGAAUGUUUAGUGGCAGAAUCACUCUGAACUUUGAAAGCUCUUCCCUCGAAACCCUUCAUCAAGACAUUCUGAUAAAGGUGUUGUGUGGUGUGGACCAUGAAGAUUUGAAGCAGCUUUUUCAUGUCUCCAAAACGAUUAGAGAAGCAACUCUGAUUGCGAAGCAGCAUUUUGAGUAUCAAUUUUUUGCUUUUCCUAUUCUAUUUGAAGCUCCAAAUGCACCAUUGAGGAAAUACAACAAGUCAAGGUUGAACGGGAGAAAGCUGGCUGAUAUCGCGGUAACCUUGUUUGCUUCAAUGGACGAAGAACAGCAAGCCAAGGAAGGAAGAAAGGAAGAAAGGAAGGGCAACUGA